AUGGCGUCCCUUAACAAGCUCGCCAUACGCGGUAUCCGCUCUUUCGACGACAAACAUGUCCAAGUGAUCGAGUUCUACUCGCCCCUCACUGUCAUCGUUGGGCACAAUGGUAGUGGCAAGACGACCGUCAUCGAGUGUCUUAAGUAUGCGACGACCGGUGACCUCCCCCCGAACACCAAGGGCGGCGCAUUCGUCCACGACCCCAAGAUGGCCAACGAGAAGGAAGUGAAGGCUCAGGUCCGCCUGCGCUUCUGGAACGUCAACCGCGAGCGCAUGACUGUCACUCGCAGUCUCCAAGUCACCACGAAGAAGACGGGUGCCCUUACGAUGAAGACGCUUGAGGGAUUAUUGGCCAAGGAUGACGGUGGGGCAUCAGGAAAGCGUAACACCAUCUCCACCAAGUGCUCAGAGCUGGACGAAGAGGUCCCACUCUUACUCGGUGUCUCUAAGGCCAUCUUGGAGAACGUCAUCUUCUGCCACCAGGAAGACUCCAACUGGCCACUUGCCGAGCCAGCCGCUCUCAAGAAGAAGUUCGACGACAUCUUCGAGGCGACAAAGUACACCAAGGCUGUGGACAAUAUCAAGGCUCUGAGGAAGGAGCGCACUGCCGAGAUCAAGGUCGAUAUGGAACGCCUCAAGUUUCUCAAGAAUGACAAGGACCGGGCGCAGCGUAUGCGCCAAGAUCAUGACGGAAUGGUCGCCAAGGAGAACUCGAGGACGACAGAGGCUGAGGAGCUGAAGUCUCGUUUCCACGUCCUGAAGAAGGACAACGAGGCGUUGUAUAAAAGAUCCACAGCGUUCCAGCACAUCUUUGAGCGUCAUGAUAGUCUCAUCGCGCGCAAAGAAAUGCUCAUGGCUAACCGUGAUCGCAUGAUGGAUGGUAUGACUGUCCUGAACGACACCACCGAGGAGCUCAUGCACAAGUUCCAGAACUUCGAAACGCACCUCAAGUCCAUUGAGGGCAAGCGCGACCAGCAGAUCGAGACGUACGAGCGGAACGUUCGCGAGCGCGAGACGUCAGUGCGCGAGCUGUCCAAGACUUGUAACAUCCCUGGUUAUGACUACAGCUCGCUGGAAGAUGCAAAGGUCAUGGACUUUGUUGACCGACUUCAAGAAAUGGUUCGGAAGGCGGAAGCCGACCUCAAGCGUUUGCAAACUGAAGGACUACGCAAGGAGCGUGAGCUGCAGUCUGAGCUCGACGACCUCGCCAACAAGAAGACGACUGCUCUCGCGACGAAGUCCAGCAAGGAGGACCAGAUUCGUCAGCUUCAAACCCGCAUCCGUAACAUGGAACAGAGCUUUGACUCGUUCAGCUCUGUCGACGCCGAUAUCAGCGUACUCGAGAAUGACGUUUCAUCGUUGGAGACCCGCCGAGAAACUUUGGAGCAGGAGGUCCAGGAAGCCCGCUAUGAUGAGCAGCUGCGUGAGCGCCGCUCAGCAGUCGGCCAGAAGGAAGCGGCCCGCGAGAAGCUGAACGGCGAGUUGACAGCACUCAACCGUCAGGCGGACACACGUGCUCAACUUUCCAUUAAGCGUUCAGAGCUGGAAUCCAAGAAAGCCCAGGUCGAGGCUUCAGUUCAGAACCACUCGGCUCGUUUCAAGGAGCUGAUCAACUCCGACCUGACGCCGGAGACGAUGGAGGAGAAGGUGACUCAGGCCGCUAGCCGCAAGGACCGCGAGCUGCAGGAGGCCGAGUCUGCGGCAGCGGCCAACGAGCGGACCUUGUCCCAGCUCCAGGCGUCCACCAACAUCGCGAAGCAGAACCUGAAGGCAAGGAGCGAGGAGCUUACCAAGCUCGAGCGUUCUGUCUCCGAUGUCCUGCAGGAAGCAGAGCAGUCUACUGUGGACGACGGAAUCAAAGAAUGCGAGACUGAGAUUGGCAUCCUGAAGGACGAGCUUGCAGACAGUGAAAGUGCAAAAAAGUGGUACCAGAGGGUCCUCGACACCAGCAGGUCGAAGAAGAAGUGUAUGGGUUGCGACCGUGCCAUCCACGAGGGCGAGCAGGGCUCUAUUCAAGUUUACCUUCAAGCCCGCUUGCAGAAGCUGAACGCUGCGGACCAGUCAGAGCUGCAGAGCGACUUGCACGAAUGGACUGUCCAACUGGACAAGCUGCGCGCUAUCCAGCCAUCGGUCGAGCGCGCCAAGACUCUGAAGCGGACAGAGGUCCCUGUUCUGGAACAGCAGAUUGACACGAACACUGCUAAGCUCGCGACUGUGCAGGUAGAGGUGGAUGAGACGGUGCAGGCAACCAAGCUUGCUGUGCGCGAUCUUCACGCCAUCAAGAGCGCGGCUGUCAUCAUGACCCGUCUCGUGGGUGAGAUUGAUGACCUCAAGGCCAGCGUUCAGCGCCUGGAGCGCGACCUCCAAUCGACUGGGUCGCUCAAGACCGUCGAUGACGUGCAGCGCGAGAUUGAGCAGAUCGCCAGCGAGAUUAAAACCCUCCAGCGUGACAUCAACUUCUCCCUUAACGAGAAGGAACUCAAGCUCAACACGAUCCGUAGCAUUGGAGAUGACCUGCACCGCAAGACGAUGCGACUCACAGACCUCCGCUCCAAGCAGGAGCGCCGCAAGUUGGACGAGCAACAGCUCAAGGAACAGCAAACUCAACUGACUAAGCUGCAAGGAGAGCUCAAGGAACUCGACGUUGCAACGCAGGCUGCAUCAGCUCCCUGGCGCGAGAAGCGUGACGCACUUGGCCGCUACCGAACCGAGCGGCAGGAUGAGGACGACAGCGCCAGCAUGCAGGUCGGCACAUACCAGUCAAGCCUGUACGAGCUCGAGUCUAAGCACCGCUCGUGCCAGGCGUACGUCACCGAGGGAAACGACCGCAAGCUGCGCGAGAACGAAUCGCAUCUGGAAAGCAUGCGCCAGGAGAUCCAAGCGACGAACGACCGUCGCGUGGCCAUCGACAAGACGGUCAGUGGGCUUCAGGAGGAUGUCUCCCGUGCGCAUGUCACUCGUCGCAACCUUAAGAGCAAUCUCGACUUCCGUGCAGAGGAACGCUCAAUUGAAAAAGUGCAAGAGGAGAUGGACGAACUUGACCUCGAGGGAGCAGCUCGUGAUCGGCGGAGCUUCAACCAAGAGUACAAGCAGAAGUUGGAAGAGGAGACCGACGUCCAGAACCGAUGGCAACUGUGCUCUGGCCAGGUCAUGCAGAUGGCUGAGGAGCGCAAGCGCUUGGAGAAGACACUCUCUUCAGAUUAUAAGAACAUUGACAAGCUAUAUCGCGACCAGCUCAUCAAGACCAAGACGAGUGAGGUCGCGAACAACGACCUCGAGAAAUAUGCCAAGGCGCUGGACAAUGCGAUUCUCAAGUACCACUCCAUCAAGAUGGACGAGAUCAACGACACGAUCAGCCACCUCUGGAGCAAGACGUACCAGGGUACCGACAUUGACACGCUGCGCAUCAUGUCGGACCACGACGAGCACGGCACAAGCGCACGCAAGUCGUACAACUAUCGUGUUGUCAUGGUUAAAAAUCAAGUCGAGCUCGACAUGCGUGGCCGCUGCUCUGCCGGCCAGAAGGUGCUCGCGUCCAUCAUCAUCCGCCUCGCGCUAGCCGAGAGCUUCGGCCAGGGAUGUGGUGUACUCGCCCUGGACGAGCCGACUACCAACCUCGAUCAGGAAAACAUCAACGCGCUCGCGGAGGCGCUGGCCGAGAUCAUUCGCGAGAGGCGACGCCAGACCAACUUCCAGCUUAUCGUCAUCACCCACGACGAGGGUUUCCUUCAGCGCCUGGCUGCACAGGACGUUCUCGACUACUACUGGCGCGUCUCGCGCGACAUGAACCAAAAGAGUGUUCUGGAGCGCCAGCGCAUUGGCAUUUAG
Molecule: messenger RNA, 3828 nt
Organism: Cutaneotrichosporon cavernicola
Lineage: Eukaryota; Fungi; Basidiomycota; Tremellomycetes; Trichosporonales; Trichosporonaceae
Gene: RAD50
Exons: 20
Coding region: 1-3828 (1275 amino acids)
Biological process (GO): telomere maintenance via telomerase; chromosome organization involved in meiotic cell cycle; telomere maintenance via recombination
Cellular component (GO): condensed nuclear chromosome; Mre11 complex
Molecular function (GO): single-stranded telomeric DNA binding; ATP hydrolysis activity; double-stranded telomeric DNA binding
Source: RefSeq, a predicted model, not a curated record